AAUCAGUCAGCCUGUUAUGUAAUCUGGAGCCAGGCUGCCGUUUGACGUCAACCCCAAAAAACUACAACUUCAAACAGGCGUUUCUGCUGUGCGUUCUGUGACGUCAUCAGCAGAAGACGCUCACUGUGCAGCCGGCCAGCUCGCGAUCCGGGUGCAGCUCGUGUACGGUCUGGAUUCUGUGAUCGGUCCUCGGAAGCUUCAGCAUGGCCGCCCCGCUCAGAGUGUGCAUAGUGGGCUCCGGAAACUGGGGCUCAGCCAUCGCCAGGAUCAUUGGAAACAACGCCAGGUCGCUGCGAUUCGCCACCACCGUGAAGAUGUGGGUGUACGAAGAGAACAUCAACGGCAGGAAGCUCACUGACAUCAUCAACACGGAGCACGAGAACGUAGAGUACCUGCCGGGAUACAAGCUGCCAGAGAACGUGGUGGCUGUCCCCAAGCUGCGGGACGCUGCAGAGGGAGCGGACCUGCUGGUGUUCGUGGUCCCUCACCAGUUCAUCCGGAACCUCUGUGACGAGAUGGUGGGCUGUGUCUCCACCAACGCCCGGGGAAUCACACUCAUAAAGGGUAUAGAUGAGGGCCCCGGGGGCCUGAAGCUGAUCUCAGACAUCAUCCGAGAGAAGAUGGGGAUCGACGUCAGCGUCCUCAUGGGAGCAAACAUCGCCAAUGAAGUGGCAGCGGAGAAGUUCUGUGAGACCACCAUCGGCAGUAGGAUUCUGGAGAACGGCCUGCUGUUCAAAGAGCUGCUGCAGACUCCUAACUUCCGGAUCACGGUGGUUGAUGAUGCAGACACAGUGGAGCUGUGUGGAGCUCUGAAGAACAUCGUUGCAGUGGGUGCAGGCUUCUGCGACGGCUUGCGGUGCGGUGACAACACCAAGGCAGCGGUGAUCCGUCUGGGGCUGAUGGAGAUGAUAGCCUUCGCUAAACUCUUCUCCAAGAACGGCUCCGUUUCUACGGCAACCUUUCUAGAGAGCUGCGGCGUUGCCGACCUCAUCACUACGUGCUAUGGCGGUCGCAAUCGACGAGUGGCAGAGGCCUUCUGUAAGACGGGGAAGAGCAUCGAGGAGCUGGAGAAGGAGAUGCUCAACGGGCAGAAGCUGCAGGGUCCUGCUACCUCCGCCGAGGUUUACCACAUCCUCCAGCAGAAGGGCCUGCUGGACAAGUUCCCUCUGUUCACAGCCGUCUAUCACAUUUGUUUUGAGGGGAAGCCGGUCCAGCAGAUGAUCUCGUGCCUGCAGAGCCACCCGGAGCACCUGUGAUUGGUCGGAGGGGUCCACCCUGCUGAACAUGUUCACACCAACAACAUCAGCUGCCAAUGCUAACAAAC
Etheostoma cragini (Arkansas darter) is the source of this 1324-nucleotide messenger RNA. RefSeq names its product glycerol-3-phosphate dehydrogenase 1 like (gene gpd1l). Gene Ontology annotation, molecular function: glycerol-3-phosphate dehydrogenase [NAD(P)+] activity; NAD binding; protein homodimerization activity. Gene Ontology annotation, cellular component: glycerol-3-phosphate dehydrogenase (FAD) complex; cytosol. Gene Ontology annotation, biological process: carbohydrate metabolic process; glycerol-3-phosphate catabolic process. The record is from RefSeq and is a predicted model, not a curated record. Bases 204 to 1256 code for a protein of 350 amino acids. Lineage: Eukaryota; Metazoa; Chordata; Actinopteri; Perciformes; Percidae. The transcript has 8 exons.